This is a messenger RNA of Megalops cyprinoides (Indo-Pacific tarpon), 2292 nucleotides long. RefSeq names its product golgi reassembly stacking protein 2 (gene gorasp2). Lineage: Eukaryota; Metazoa; Chordata; Actinopteri; Elopiformes; Megalopidae. Gene Ontology annotation, molecular function: protein binding. Gene Ontology annotation, biological process: Golgi organization. The record is from RefSeq and is a predicted model, not a curated record. Gene Ontology annotation, cellular component: Golgi apparatus. The coding region runs from base 113 to 1465 and encodes 450 amino acids. The transcript is spliced from 10 exons.
ACGUAAUAGCUUUGUCGCUUACGGACUCGCUGGCAGGCUCUGGAGCUGCUGUACCUUUGCCGGAACUGGAGGACUCCAUCCCGGGGCACAAACAUCCAAGAAUCGGGGAGAUAUGGGGGGAUCGCAAAGUGUUGAGAUUCCCGGAGGAGGGUCCGAGGGUUACCACGUCCUCAGAGUGCAAGAGAAUUCUCCAGGUCACCGGGCAGGACUGGAACCGUUCUUUGACUUCAUCGUAUCCAUAAAUAACACUAGACUGAACAAAGACAAUGACACUCUGAAGGACCUGCUGAAGGCCAACGUGGAGAAGCCGGUGAAGAUGCUGGUGUACAGCAGCAAGACGCUGGAGCUGAGGGAGACCACGGUUACGCCCAGCAACAUGUGGGGCGGCCAGGGGCUGCUGGGAGUCAGCAUCCGCUUCUGCAGCUUCGAGGGAGCCAACGAGAACGUGUGGCAUGUGCUGGAGGUGGAGCCUAAUUCCCCUGCGGCUCUGGCUGGCAUGAGGCCGCACACGGACUACAUCAUCGGAGCGGACACUGUCAUGAACGAGUCGGAGGAUCUGUUCUCGCUCAUCGAGACGCAUGAAGGAAAGGGUCUGAAGCUGUAUGUGUACAACACCGACACGGACAACUGCCGAGAGGUGGUGAUCACACCCAACAGCGCGUGGGGUGGAGAGGGCAGUCUGGGCUGUGGGAUCGGCUAUGGCUACCUGCACAGAAUACCCACCCGGCCGUUUGAGGAGGGGAAGAAGAUCAGCUUCCCCGGGCAGGUUCCCAGUGAGCCGACGAGCCCGCUGAAGGACGGUUUCACGGAGGUGCAGCUCUCCGCCGUCACUCCCCCACCUGUUCUGCCUUCUGCUCCCUCCGGGCUGGAGGAGGGGCUGUCCGGCCUGUCAAUCAGCUCGGCCCCGCCCACCGUCCCCAGCGUUCUGCACACAGGUGUCCCGACCGUGCCGCUGCUGCCCACCCCAGUCACCCCCGCCAUGAGCACAGUGCCUCCCAUCAACCCCGCCACCACGCUACCAGGCCUGCUGCCUUUAUCAGGAGGCCUACCCCCCCUGCCCACCUUACCAAACCUGAACAUCCCUUUGCCGGACUUAAGCGCUGUCUCAUUAUCUGGCAUUGGGGGGCUACCCCCAUCUACAACAGGUCUCCCCACGCUGGCACCCCUACCUCCUCUGAACCUGCCCGGGAUCUCCCCUUUGCCCCUACCCACAAUGCCUCUGGGCCCCGGCGUGACUCUGCCUGCGCCUGUCGCCCCCGUUGCCCCUGCUGUUCCUCCCGCAGCCCCCGCCGAGCAGACCCCCGCCCUCAUCCUGGACGCCACGGCCGCCCCCGACCUCCCCGCCUCCCCCGCUGCCACCGACGACGCCGCUCUGACCGAGGCCCUGGCGGAGGCGGCCGUCACCACGGAAGCCCACCCGGCGGAGCCGACGGACGCAGCACAGGUGUCCCCCGCCGCCUCGUAACGACAGGGCGGGCUCCUGCCGGGCCGCCCCUCCUCCUCCCCCUCUGCGGUGUAUUUAUUUAGCCACAGGAAUGAACCCCCAAAGUCCCCCCACACGACUGUACGGAACGCGGCCCGUCCCAGAGGAGGUUCAGAGCGGAUGCGGGAAUCCAUCGGGACGAAGGACAGUCGGGCGCCGGAGAGAGAGCGCGAGAGAGAGCAGAGAGAACGUGCUGGAGUGUGUGGAGGGAUCGUCUACAGUCCGUACCUGUACAGCCACAGUGUCCUUUUAUGCAUCACCUGUUUCAUUCAAUUUGACCUCUUAGUAUAGACCCUGAAAUGUACCCCCCUCGACCCACUGUUCUGCAAUAUUAAUUUGAUUUAAAUGAUCUGUGAUGCCAUUUUUCUUUUCGAUGGAUGAUUGUUUUUUUGUUUUUUUUUCUUUUUAUCUUUUCUGUAUUUUGGCACACAUCUUUAUCGAACAUGGUGCAAAUAUAUCCACGUCUCCGUAUACAGUAUGUUUGAGUGAGCUCUUGCCCUUUGCUUCCUUUUGCUGUGUAGUGAAAGCGAAUUUGCAGCGCAAAGGUGUGUAGAGGCUGAAAGUGGAACGGGUGCUGUAUGGCUGGUAACCAGAAGGUGGCGCUGCAGACCACCUGCUGAGAAAAUAUCCCUCUUCACAUACGAAAGCAAUAAACUCAUGGAAUUUUAAACUGCUGGUAUAAAGUUGGUAUAGUUCUUUAGUCACGGCUUUUCCUCGUAAAGGAACAUGUUUAUGUUAGUUAAUGUACAGGAAGUGGGUAGCCUCACAACUGAAGUGACUGCAUGAAAUUUUGUCUAGACAAUAUCCUU